AGGACUCGCGGGCUUGAUUGACAACACAGAUACACGUGACCAAUUUGACCACUUAUUCUCACAGAGUUGCUUUGUUCUCGCUUAUUAUGUGCUUGCGGCAGCGAGCGGUGCAAAACCUCGCGAGUUUUCAUCCUGGUCGCCAUCUCCUGGACCAAUUAUUACUAUUUUUAGGCAUGUAACCCAAGUGCAAUCGCCGCAUAGACUUUAGGCUUGCUCAGUUGGUUUGGACCGAAUGGGUCUCUCGAACAUCGCUGGACAGCUUGCGGCGCUGCAGGAGCGCCAGCGGCGGCAUCUGGUGCAAGAUGACCUGCCAGAACAUCUGGAGCCGGCCGCCCCGGCGCCGUUGCCGAUGUUCGGGCGCUGGUCCAAGCUGCCGGCGUGGGCCGAACGGCCACCCAGCCCACCACGCCCGCUGCCGCUCCUGCCCCCGCCAUCUCCGGGAACCGCCUGUCCCUCACGACGACGUGCCAGGGCUCUGCUUCAGCGCACGCAUCCCACUGCCCUGAGCUUUUCUGAUCUGGGUCAGAACCACCGGGCGCCGCGCCAGUCUGAGGCUUCAUGCCCGCCAGCUGACCAGCAGCUGCGCCCAGCUGUUGCAGCCGCACCCACCCCAGCAAAGGAAAUAUGCCCAUCCACAUCGGCAUCCACGAGGCAAGAUGGUGGUGAAGCUGCCUGGGAGCCCCUCUCAUGUGCCAGUGGAGGAUGCAGCACCGGCGGCAGCGUCGUUGCCGUCGUCGUCGGCGGCAGCGCCUGCAGCUCCUUCGGCAGGAGCGGCGGCGGCAAGGGCGGCGCCGCCGCCCUGGGAGCAGCAGGUCGCUGGCGCCGGCCACUGCCCUGGGCACACCUGGCUGAGCGCGAGGUGGAGGAGGCGGCGCAGACGGCGGACGGGGACCAGCCCUGCCUGUUGGCUGUGUGCAACAUGUUUGCAGACUGGCAGGCCGGCGAGCCGGAUAUCGCCAUGGGCCUCGGGGUGCAAGGCAUCUGCAGCGGCGAGGCCGGCGCCCCAAGUAGCGCGCAUGGCGGCACAGAUGGGGGUGCGCCUGACGGCGCGGCGCCGCCUCACCCGUCGCUCGGUCAGUCGCCCAGCACGCCAGCGCUGCCGCCGGACCUGUGCGCGCCGCGAGGGGACGAGGAACAGCAACCGCUUCAGCUUGAGGCGGCGGCGGGCCAGGAGCGGAGUGCGGCCUCAGGCGAAUCGCAGCAGCAGCAGCAGGAGGCUCAGCCGCAGCAGCCGCAGCAGGUGCCGGAGGCACAACCGCCGUUGACUCCAGAGCAGCUGCAGACGCUGCGGUGGAUGACGGCGGCGCUGGAGGGCGACCUGGUGACGGCGGCGCGGGCCCUGCGUGCCGUGGAGGCGGCGCUCUCGGGCGUUGUGCCGCCGGAGUGCUUCAAUUUCCUCGACGGCAGCAGCAUCAGCAGCAGCCGCAAGGGCAGUAUCGGCAGCUCGAGGAACAGCAACAAGCUGGGGUUCGGCAUACCGGGCUUGGGCGCGGCGCAGCAGGCAGCGCCGCCGCUAGACGUACAGCAGCAGCCCACGCCGCCCAGGCUGCGGCCGUGGUGGUUACAGCUGCCAGGUUCGUGGCCGCAUGAGCAGGCGUACGCGGCCUUUGAGCGCCGCGCCAUUACGUACGCGCGUCACUUGGAGGGCCUCCUCAAAGCGGCCCUGGAGUGGACGACUCCGUUUGGCUGGCUGCCUGUGAGCCUGCGCGUGAUGCCGCCGGGCUGUGAUCCCCACAAGGUUGAACAAGAGCUGGCGGCGGUGUAUGUGCAAGCUCUGGAAGAGAAUGACGAGGCAGGCAGGUCCUGGCCAGACCUGUGUCACGCCAUGGCCAGGGGCUUGCACGCCGCCUACAACGGCUCGGCUGCUCCUGCGGGCACUGCUGGCGUUGACACUGCUGGCGCCGCUGGUGCUAGCGCCGCUGUCACUGCUGCUGGCGCGGAUGCGGAGCCCAUGCCGCGCCCUCCGGCACCUGAAGCGUCAGCUGAAGGGGGCGGCGGAAUGGCCGAGGUUGCCGCGGCGCCCGGGGCCGCGGAGGGGGACGCUGCGCCGGUGGCGGCGCCGGCACCCAGCAGCAGCUGCGGCGGCGGUGAGCAGCAAGUGAUGCUGGCGGAUCAGCAGGAGGAAAAGACGACGGCGGCGGCGGAGACGGUGCCACCAGGCUUGAGGCAGAUGCGGAAGAAGGCGGACAGCCGGGGCCGGGCCCAGCGAGAAGUGAGGCCGGUCAAGCGACUUCAGCGACUGACAGAAGAGGAGCGGGUUAAGCAGCUGCACGAUAAGGAGCAGGCGGAGUGGGAGGCUCAGGAGCUAAAGAUACGAGCGUGCGCUCCAGUUCUAGCCGCGGCCCUGACCCCAGGCAUCUGCAGCGCGGCGGCGCGGCGGCAAAUCCUGCGGCUGCUGCUGUGGGAUCCCUGCUCUGAUAAGCCACCGUCAGAGGUCGCCGCUUCAAGCAACAGUGCAAACGCCGGCGAGCAAACGGGCCGCGGCGCGGGUGCGGACUUGUUGUCGCCAUGGCGGGUGCCUCAGGAGGCGGCGGCUGAGGAGGCCGAGGCCAGGGCUGAGGAAGUGUUGAUCUCCCGCUUCCUUGCGGACGUAUAUCCGCCAGUUAAGGAGCGGUGGCGCUGGGUGCUGCACGCGGCGGCGCGAGGGCACAAGGACUCCUUGCAGGUUGCAGGGCGGGCGCUGGCAGGCGCGCUGCUGCUGCAGGCAACGGGCAGGCCGAUCCGGCAGGCUGACCCGGUGCUGUGCGCCGCCACAGUCAUCGUCAUGACUUUAUUGCAAGCCGCGGGGCAGGAUUUUCCGACGCCCACCCGCGUGUACACGGCGCUCGCCACCAUCCCACUGCCGCCGCCGCCGCAGUGCCUGUGGGCUGAGCUGCGCCCCUCCAUGCUGCAGCAGGCGCUCCCGACCGACACGCUCGUGUCACCGCUGUCAAACACACACCUGCUCGACACCGCGUUCCGGCUCUCCAGGCAGCCUGAAGUGUUCACGGCGUGGCAGCCCGCUAUUUUCGCCCUGAGAACGUCCGAAUCUGUGGAGACCCUCGUGGGGCGCCACUCACAACUGCUGGGCAUGUACGAACUGAUGCAGUGGUUGAGCAUCCUGGCGCCGGAAACCGAAGGGGCCAACCCCUGCAAUCCGCUCGUGGUGAGGUCCUUGCAGACGGGGACGCUGGACAUCAUCUUGCAGCUGCUGCUCCUGCCUGGAAACAUGGUGGAGACCUCUGGCAGCUGCCUCGAUGGGCCGGCGCGGGCUGCGGAGCAGCAGCAUCAACAGCAGCAACAGCCGCAGGCGCAAGAGCCGGCACAGCCAGGACAGCCGAAACAGUCGGAGCAACUGGAGCAGCCGAGGCUGGAGCAGGCGGCGGAGCAGCAGCAGGAGCAGCCGGUUGUUUGGAUGUGGCCGGAGGGCUUGGCCGGCAUCACGGUGCAGCCUGGCGCCGCGGCUCUGCUGCUCAUGUCGGCUCUGCAUGACCCACAGCUUCAGUCGCGACUGCAACCUGCUUGUGGCGCCGGCGGCGACAGCAGCGGCAGUGGUAGUGGCGGCAGUGGUAUUGCCGGCAGUGGUAGUGCCGGCAGUGGUAGUGCCGGCAGCGGCGAAAGCAGCAGUGGCGGCGGCAGCGCCGGCCAGGCUGCGACUACGGAAGCGGCGGAGCUCCAGGCGACGUGUGUUGCGACGCAGGCGGCGCGGGCCGUGAGCCGGGCCAAUGGCUGCUUGAUGUUCUAUCCCUACCUGUCAGAGGUUGUUGGCGCACUCGCACUAUGUGCGCCUGGCCCUGAUGACGACGGCGCGGGCGCGGGCGUGGGCACUGUGGGAGGCGGAGGCGCGCAGGCCAGCAGCAGCGGCGCCGACGGGCCCUCUAGCGAUGCCCAAGCUGCUGCCGACGGCGCCAGCUGCCCUGUGGCGAUGCAGGGCCCGGGUGGCUGCGGCAACGCCGCCUGCACAUACUGCCAAGCGCUGCUGCGGCCCAACGCCAUUGACAUCCGGCGUGUGGCGUUGCCCCCGGGCGCCAGGGCGCGGCUUCCGGCGCUAGCGGCGCGGCUGCCGGUGGCGGCGCGCGUCGUGCCCGACUCGGGGUCGGAGCAAAGUGUGGACUCGGCGGUGCGCGCGUUCGGUCUCGGCGCCGGCGCACAAGCCGCAGGCAGCGCUGCUGGUACGCUCGCCUCCGCCUCCGCCUGCGAAGCCACUGUGUCGGCCGUCGCUCGGCUGCAGGCCGUGGGAGCUGUGGGCUGUCAACGGCUGCUCAUGGAAAUCGUGCCGGAGGUUCGCAAGCGCAUGGCGGCGCACGGCCGGGAUGUGGGCCUUGUCCCAGUCGCCGUGCUCGACUACGGCACCUGGGGUGCCGAGGCCGAGGCCGGCGGCGGCGGCCGCGACUGCAAGGCCGGCCGCGCCGCCAUUGAGUAUGGCGAUUGCGCUGCAAGGUCAGCCGCAGCCGACGUCGCCAACAGCAAAAAGAAGCCGGCAGGCGGCAGCGACGGCGAGCCCCGGCCUUUGUUGGACCUGGAUGGUGACUACGGCCGCGCGCUGCAGGCGCUGCUGCCGCUGGCGCCCCUGCACGCGUCGGAACGGGUCAUGAAGCAGGUGCAGACGGCGCUGGUGGCGCAGCCCAUGCCCGAGCCGGAGCAGCCCCAGCAGCAGCAGCAAGAGCAGCAACCGCAGGAGGCGCCGGCGGCCGCGGACGGCUUAUCGGCGGAAGCCGUGGGGGACCUGGAGCAACGGCAGGUGCUUGCACGCCUCCUCGCGUUCGCACACGAUGGCGGGCAGCCGCUGAAGCAGGCGUUCGAGGACGCCCUGUCCGCUCUUCAGCGCUUGCAUUAUCGCUUGAGGGCUGAGGCUGAUGCCGAGGCUGCGGAAGCACUAGUGUGUAAGGCGGAAGGCGAGGAGCAGGGGCUGGGCGCCGGGGCAGGUAGGGAGGAUGGAUUCGCGACGGUGAUGGCGGAAGGCGCGACGGGUGCGGCGGUGGUGGCUCAGGGGUCGCAAGUGAAGGAUGAGCAGCAGACGGGGGCUGAGGGGGCCUGCGCAACGUGGCAUGGGAGGCGGCGGUUUGUGAUUGACGUGUUGCUGCUGGAGUGUGUCCCCGCCUCGCGGCAGCAGGAGCUGCAGCCGGCGCAGGCGGUGCAGGCGCAGGAGUCGCUGGCGCAACUUUGCUCAGGCCUCCUCGCACCAGGCGCGCGGGCUUUCCUGUCCGCGGGUAUGCUGUGAGGCGGGUUGGAGCUUGAAGGCAAUUGUGUCGGAGGGGGUGCGUUGCACAACAUUGGCGUUCGCCAGUCCCCGCCGGCGGGUACCCAUAGGCGUAUACGGUGCUUACUGCAAUCCGUAGCUGCUAUAUGGCCGUGCAUUACUGUGUAGCGUGAUGAACGCGGUGUGUUCGUGCAAUACAGUGGCAUUCAAGCUGUCGCUGCAUGAAGACUACUUCCCGGGGGGCAGCCAUGGGGCAUGAGGGGCAGCGUGUGAGCGUGCGGGAGUGAAAGCCCCAGUGUCCUACAGACCGUCGCUGGCCUCACCUAACUGGAAUAUAUGCAUAAAUUCUUGGUGCAACCGUCGGCAAUUUUGCAG
Molecule: messenger RNA, 5554 nt
Organism: Chlamydomonas reinhardtii
Lineage: Eukaryota; Viridiplantae; Chlorophyta; Chlorophyceae; Chlamydomonadales; Chlamydomonadaceae
Exons: 5
Coding region: 233-5200 (1655 amino acids)
Biological process (GO): regulation of transcription by RNA polymerase II
Cellular component (GO): SAGA complex
Molecular function (GO): transcription coregulator activity
Source: RefSeq, a predicted model, not a curated record